Messenger RNA from Neomonachus schauinslandi (Hawaiian monk seal), 2024 nucleotides. It is a transcript of the gene GPS1, whose product is annotated as G protein pathway suppressor 1. The transcript has 14 exons. The record is from RefSeq and is a predicted model, not a curated record. Bases 62 to 1633 code for a protein of 523 amino acids. Lineage: Eukaryota; Metazoa; Chordata; Mammalia; Carnivora; Phocidae. Gene Ontology annotation, cellular component: COP9 signalosome.
CUCCCUUCAGCAGCAGGCCAGCUGUGUGUCAGGGUCGGGGGGUGCAGAGAGUCAGGACAGAAUGAGGGAUAGCCCGGCCCCCAGCUCGGCCUCCUCGUCAGUGACAGAUCUGUACUGCACCCCUCACAGCAGUAGGUCAGACCUCUUCCUGCCGGGCACGGCCGGGGACUUCAGCCUGAGCGCCAGCCUGUCGGCCUGUACGCUGCUUUAUGAGGGGGCCGUGGAGCCCAUGCAGAUCGAUGUGGACCCCCAGGAGGACCCGCAGAACGCACCCGAUGUCAACUACGUGGUGGAGAACCCCACCCUGGAUCUGGAGCAGUACGCGGCCAGCUACAGUGGGCUAAUGCGCAUCGAACGACUGCAGUUCAUUGCUGACCACUGCCCCCCGCUGCGGGUGGAGGCCCUGAAGAUGGCCCUCUCCUUUGUGCAGAGGACCUUCAACGUGGACAUGUAUGAAGAGAUCCACCGCAAGCUCUCGGAGGCCACCAGGUACUCCCUCAGGGAGCUGCAGAAUGCACCCGACACCAUCCCCGAGAGUGGCGUGGAGCCGCCGCCCCUUGACACGGCCUGGGUGGAGGCCACGCGGAAGAAGGCCUUGCUGAAGCUGGAGAAGCUGGACACAGACCUAAAGAACUACAAGGGCAACUCCAUCAAGGAGAGUAUCAGGCGCGGCCACGACGACCUUGGUGACCACUAUCUGGACUGUGGGGACCUGAGCAAUGCCCUCAAGUGUUACUCCCGGGCCCGGGACUACUGCACCAGCGCCAAGCAUGUCAUCAACAUGUGCCUCAACGUCAUCAAGGUCAGCGUCUACUUGCAGAACUGGUCUCAUGUGCUGAGCUACGUCAGCAAGGCCGAGUCCACCCCGGAGAUUGCCGAGCAGCGUGGGGAGCGGGACAGCCAGACCCAGGCGAUCCUCACCAAGCUCAAGUGUGCUGCAGGCCUGGCCGAGUUGGCCGCGCGCAAGUACAAGCAGGCUGCCAAGUGCUUCUUGCUGGCUUCAUUCGAUCACUGUGAUUUCCCCGAGCUGCUUUCUCCCAGCAACGUGGCUGUCUAUGGUGGCCUGUGUGCCUUGGCCACUUUUGACCGGCAGGAGCUGCAGCGCAACGUCAUCUCCAGCAGCUCCUUCAAGUUGUUCUUGGAGCUGGAGCCGCAGGUUCGAGACAUCAUCUUCAAAUUCUAUGAGUCCAAGUACGCCUCGUGCCUAAAGAUGCUGGAUGAGAUGAAGGACAACCUGCUCUUGGACAUGUACCUGGCCCCCCACGUCAGGACCCUGUACACCCAGAUCCGCAACCGCGCCCUCAUCCAGUAUUUCAGCCCCUACGUGUCAGCGGACAUGCACAAGAUGGCCGCAGCCUUCAACACCACCGUGGCGGCGCUGGAGGAUGAGCUGACGCAGCUCAUCCUGGAGGGGCUCAUCAACGCCCGCAUCGACUCCCACAGCAAGAUCCUGUACGCCAGGGAUGUGGAUCAGCGCAGCACCACCUUUGAGAAGUCGCUGCUGAUGGGGAAGGAGUUCCAGAGGCGGGCCAAAGCGACGAUCCUGCGAGCAGCCGUGCUGCGCAAUCAGGUUCAUGUCAAGCCGCGUCUCCGCCCCAGUCCCCUCCCCGAGAAGGGAGCCAGGGGGAGCUGACGCCGGCCAACAGCCAGUCCCGAAUGAGCACCAACAUGUGAGGGCGCCCGUCGGCCUCCAGGAUGGUCUCUGCGCCCCGCCCCUGCCCCGUGCCCCCACCCUCGGGCUCGGACACGCAGGCUCCCCAUUGGUCGUGUGGCGCUUCUGGAGGUGCCCCCCGUGCAGAACCCCCGCCGGGGCAUCCACUUCUGGCUUCUCGGGCCCCCUCCACCCUGUUGUACCCUGGCGACGUGGGCCGCUGCUCAGGGCCCUUCCUGGAAGGAGAGGCCUGCAGGACUCACCUGCCCCCCUUCCCCCUGCGCACACCGGCGGCACGGACUCCCAGUCUCCCUGUUCUUGUGUCAUUUGGGGUUCUAGACCAGUUCAGUCUCAGUCCAUUAAAGGGCAGCCU